AAAAAAAUUAAAAACCUAUGGGGCACGUAGUUCUCGUGAGUACUACGAAUGAGGUUGGGAGGGGCUUUGAGACAGAGGCUCCGGGGUGUCGCAGUUGCGCGGCUUUUGCUGUCACCCCGUGGCCGUAGGGAGUGUGUGAUGCGGAAUGUAGCCAUAGCGGAACUUGCAGCUCAGCCGGACAGUUGGCACAACAGGAUUGCCAUCCGGGAGCCGUAUCUGAUACUGCAUCACUGGCUGUCGAUCGCCAUGGACAUGGAGCCGCAGAGCAAGGCGCGUGUGGCCUGUUUGGCCACGGUGGACGAGGCGGGCCAGCCGGUCACGCGAAUGACCAGCGUCGAGCAGAUUAACGCCUCUGGGCUGACGUUCUACACGGCGCUGGGCAGUCGCCUGGCAGGCGAGAUCCACGCCAAUCCACAUGUCUCCUUGCAGAUGUAUUGGCCACACCUGGAGCGCAGUGUGCACAUUGCCGGGACUGUGAGUCCGGUGUCCGCCUUGCAGGCGCAGCUGCAGUUCGCGCGCUAUCCGCGUGAAGUGCAGCUCAGCAUGCACGGCAUACAAACUAGGAAACGCAGUCUGCUGGGCAAGAUCAAGAAGUGUCUCUCUCUGAUCCUCAGCGAGCAGCGGCUGCCUAAAGUGCCUGUGCCCCCCAACUGGGGCGGUUUCCUCUUAAGUCCCACUCUGUAUGAGUUCUGUCGCACCUGCCCCAAGACGCAGGGCAGGCAUUGUAUGCGGUUUCGGCGAUGUCUUACGCUGCCACGCGGCAUGCGACGUGAAACUCUCAAAGCGGAUCGUUAUGACUGGGUGUUCGACAGCAGCGUUCAGGAUUCCUGAGAAAUACGAUGAGAAAUUCUAUGUGCAGACAUUAAAAACGUAAUAUUAAUAUUUAA
Messenger RNA from Drosophila navojoa, 887 nucleotides. RefSeq lists its product as uncharacterized. Gene Ontology annotation, biological process: pyridoxine biosynthetic process; pyridoxal 5'-phosphate biosynthetic process. The record is from RefSeq and is a predicted model, not a curated record. Lineage: Eukaryota; Metazoa; Arthropoda; Insecta; Diptera; Drosophilidae. Gene Ontology annotation, molecular function: pyridoxamine phosphate oxidase activity; FMN binding.